This is a messenger RNA of Diachasmimorpha longicaudata, 2103 nucleotides long. Its product is annotated as nucleoporin Nup43-like. The transcript is spliced from 13 exons. Bases 96 to 1970 code for a protein of 624 amino acids. Gene Ontology annotation, biological process: protein folding. Gene Ontology annotation, molecular function: protein homodimerization activity; adenyl-nucleotide exchange factor activity; protein-folding chaperone binding. Gene Ontology annotation, cellular component: nuclear pore outer ring. The record is from RefSeq and is a predicted model, not a curated record. Lineage: Eukaryota; Metazoa; Arthropoda; Insecta; Hymenoptera; Braconidae.
GCCAUCGUAAGCAACAAUUUAUCCCCCGUAUGAUAACCACUCGUUUGCGGCUCUUCUUAUUUAUUUCGAUUUAUUACUAAAUAUUUAAUUGUAAAAUGGGUGAAAAUGUUCAGGGGACCUUCACAUCUGAGAAAAUCUCGAAAAUAAGGUGGCGCAGAGAGGAUUUCACUGAGGCCAAAUCGUUUGUUACUGGAAGCUGGGACAAUCCUAUCAAUAAUAUUGUUCACUGGACAUUUGAAACUUCCGAGGAUGAUGAGGCUUACCCGGUAGUGGAUUCCACGUUCUCUUUUCAUGGGGAUGUUACAGAAAUUGAGUUCAUAGACAAAAACGCCUUUGUGGCUUCCUCCUCCAUCGGUUCGGUGAAACUUUUGAAGAUAAAUGAGGCACCAUACGGUGAAUUUAAGGAGCUCAUGUCCUGGGAGUAUAUUCACCAAUUCAGCACUGGUGAUCACGCCUCGUGCACGGCAUUAACGACAUUCAAUCAGGACAUUGCGACUGUCGGGGAGGAUGGGAGGAUAAAUCUACUGACAGCCCAGGAGAGGAAGCCUGUCAGGACUAUCGAAAAUGCUGAUAGUUGUUCGCUAGUGUGCAUAGAUUUUCUGAGACAUAACGAGAUAUUGACGAGUAAUAGCCGAGGUCAUAUGAAGUUAUGGGACUUGAGGAAUGAUCGAGAUACGCCAGCCACAACUUUUAUGUUACCAGAUCAAUUGAAGACUGAGGCAACAGAUAUUGCCCAUCACCCAACCCAGAGGCAUAUCGUGGCAGCAGGUGGUGGUGAUGGUAGUUUGAGCGUCUGGGAUCUACGCCAAAGUACGUAUCCUAUUUCUCAACUCCUCGCACACUCGCGAGCUAUCGCAGAAGUAUUGUUCCAUCCGGAUAGACCGGACAACCUAUUCACGUGUUCUGUUAAUGGAGAAUUGUGGCAUUGGAAUGACACGCAAGGAUCGAAAUUAAAGCUAGAGGGUGGUGAGAGCCAUUGGCUGACGGCCAGAGGAAUUGGUGCAAAGAUGAAUGUGUCAGCUUUGUGUGCGUCAAUGCACAAACCCAUAAACAGUAUUGACAUUGACAGGUCAACACUACUCUUCGGUUGUGAUAACGAAGCUAUGUACGUUGUGAGAAAUGUUGCUUUGUUAACUACUGAAAUAAUUCAGUCACUUCAGAAACUUCUUGGGACGAAUGCCACCACCAUCUGUGCUCACUAUUCCGAAUUGAAAAAUCUCCACCUCCGUUUCCCGGGGUCGGAGCGAACCGCCUUGCCAUUUUUUUUCUCAUCUUCUCUUGCAUUCAAUGGUCUGGUGGGAAUGAGCAACCUAUUCUACACGAGAUUAGCGAAAAAUAUUUUGAUUUCACAUAAAACAUUUCUCAGAUCUUGCGACUCAGCGUCGGUCGUCAGUAGCCAGAGACACCGAUAUGGCACAGCAACGGAGGAGAAAAACGCUGAGACAAACGAGGAGUUAUCAGAGAACGAGAAAAAGUUGAAGUCCGAGGUAGACCAGUUGAGCAAGGAUAUUGGGCUCCUGAAGGAGAGGAAUUCGGAGCUAGAUGACAAAUAUAAGCGAGCACUUGCAGAAGGUGAGAACAUGAGGAGGCGAUUGACCAAGCAGAUCGAGGAUGCUAAGUUAUUUGGGAUCCAGGGGUUCUGCAAGGAUUUGCUAGAUGUAGCUGACAUCCUGGGAAAGGCUACUGAGAGUGUGCCUAAGGAUGAGCUCACUGAGAGAAAUCCACAUCUCAAGACGUUAUAUGAAGGUCUGAGAAUGACUGAAUCCCAGCUGCAUAAGGUGUUUAAAAAGCACGGGCUGGUCUCCCUGAACCCUCUCGAUGAAAAAUUUGACCCCAACCAACACGAAGCACUAUUCCAACAGGAAGUCCAGGGCAAAACCCCUGGAACAGUCGUCGUUGUCUCUAAAGUUGGUUACAAACUACACGAAAGAAUAGUGCGGCCUGCACUAGUGGGUGUUUCCAAGGCAUAAUUAAUUCCUAAGACUAUUCAAUUUAUUAUUUUCCUUAGAGAUGUCUAUAAUUCCAGAAUUUGCACAUUUUAUUAUGAUUUAAAGUCAUCAUAUACUGCUGUGGGUGAAUAAAUGAUUUCGUCGUUAGUCGAAA